AACAGCGUGCCUUGAGUUCCAGGCCUCAGCUGCACGGUCGAACGUAACGGUACCGGGCAGGCGCGAGAGAGCAGCCGCUGAUAACGACACCGUUUUCAGACCAGACAGAUCGCUGCACAGAGCAGGAGUGCGUCCACAGUCGCAUCCCCUGGCUUCCAUCCUCCCCUCAGUAGCCGGCUGAAAGAAGAGUUUCCGUUGGAAGCAAGCGUACAGCAAACAACAGUCUCAACAUGAGCACUACUACCAAGAAGGUGACCCGCACCAUCAUCACGUCCUCGUCCGGCGGCGGUGCCGGUGGCGGCGGCGGCAGAGCUACAUUCAGCUCCUCCAGGCUGAGCGGUGGCGGCGGCCGUAUUCGCACCGGCGGUAUAACAUCACGCCGUAGCGUGGGCUCUUCUUACUCAGCCGGCGGUGGCGGCCGCGUCAACGCCGUCAUGGCUGCAGGGGUGAUGGCUUCAGUGGGAGGGCCGGCCGGUGCGCUACAGACCCUCUCCGACGCUCGCAUGACCCGCGCCCACGAGAAGCAAGAGCUGUCACACCUGAACGACCGUUUCGCCUCCUACAUCGACAAGGUGCGCUACCUCCAGGAACGCAACUCCAAGCUGGAGGCACAGAUUAAGAUCCAGGAAUCCAGGGAGGCCCCCAACAUCAAGGAUCUGUACGAGAAGGAGCUCCGGGAUCUCCGAGCGCUGGUGGAUGAGCUUUCCAACGACAAGGCCCAGCUGGAAAUCGAGAGGAACAACUGGCAGGAACAGGCAGAAGAGUACAAGGGAAAGUGGCAGGACGAGGCGGGGUUGCGUGCGGAGCUGGAAGCUGAGAUUGAGAGGCUGAAGAAGGAGCUGGAUGCAGCAACCAUGGCGCGUGUGGACUUGGAGAACAAGCUCUCCACCGCACAGGAGGAGAUCGAUUUCUUGAAGAGGGUUCAUGAUGAGGAAAUCCGUCAACUGCAGGACCAGUUGAACGAAAGUUUGACCAUUGUGGAGGUGGACUCCCGGGCUCCCACAACUUUUGCUCCUGGACCUGACCUCACUGAAGCUCUGCGUGAGAUCCGUACUCAGUACGAGGAGCUUGGACGUGUGAACAGGGAGGAUGCUGAGGUCAAGUACAAGCAGAAGUUCAGCGAGCUGGCCCAACAACGGGAGCGUGACAACGAGGCUCUGAUGACUGCACGGACAGAGGUGACAGAACUCCGGAGGAACCUCAACUCUCUCGUGGCCGAGAAUGAGGCUCUCAAGAGUAAGAACGCAGCUCUGGAGGGCAGCCUGUCCGACCUGGAGGGUCGCAUGCAGCUGGAGAUCGAAGAGUAUCAGGCUGCAAUCCGCGAUCUCGAGCAGGAGCUGGAGACCAAGUCGAGUGAGAUGGCUCAACAGAUGCAAGCCUACAAGAUGUUGAUGGACACCAAGAUGGCGCUCGACAUGGAGAUAGCAGCUUACAGGAAGCUGCUGGAGGGAGAGGAGAUCAGGCUGUUCGGUGAGAGCAAGGAGGGCAUGCAGACGUCCAGCAGCAGCAGCAGCUACCAAUACUCCAUGAAGUCAGGGUCCGGCGGCGGCUCGUCUGGCAAGCAGCAGGUCACCGUCAGUGUCUCCUCCGAGGAAGUACUAGGCGCUGCUCCAUGUCUUGAGCCCGCUGGUGAUGUCAAACCUGAUGAACCAGAUGAGGCCGACGAUGAGGGCGAUAAGGAGGCAGAGGAGUCAGCUGAAGCUGACGCAGCUGCAGAAGAUAAGGAAGAAGAAAAGGAAGAUGAGAAGACGGACGAUAAGGAGGACACCAAGGACGAUGAUGCCGAAGCGGAAAAAGAUGACGACACAAAAGAUGAUGGAGAUGACGACAAGGGUGAAGACAAAGUAGAUGGUCACGACGAGUCUGAAGAAGCCGAUAAGGAAGAUGAGGGAAGAAGCUUGAAGGAGGUCGUUGACAGCCAGGAGAGAUCGCCCGCCAAAUCGUCGUCUGCUCCCCACGCCGCAGUCGUCACCAAGACCAUCACAAAAACCAUCGUUCAGUCCGUGCCCAAGCUCAUUGGUGGAGGAUGGACACUACUGUUCAAGGCCGUGUCAGAGACCGGUGGACCCGUGUUCUCUCACUGGGAGACCGAGGGCAAGACCAACGAGCCCACGGGCGAGCCCGUGCGGCUGGAUGUUGCCGAUCCCUACCGUUACAAGAGCAGUAUCAUCGACAACUGGGAACAAUACAGUAUACAGGAGGUCAAGGUGGUGCUGUACAAGGAUAACGAGGAGGUGCUGGUCCUGCGCUUUGACGCCGAGGGAACCAACAAGUCCGACUGGUACAGCCAGGACCGUCUCAUCGAGUCUCCCUUCAUCGAUCUCUCUCCAGACAAGAAGGCCAACGGCUUCUCCUUCCAGGGACAGAGAGACGGCAAGAUCGCCAGGACCAUGUUCAUCGAUGGCGGUGUAGACCAUGGGUGGUUCGUAGUCAUCGACAAGCCAGACAACGCGCCUUGGGCCAAGAAGGCAGCUGUUCCCCACUUCCUGUAUUCCACAACUGACCAGUGCGUCAACUGGAACGAUGCUCCAAACGUCGGGCAGGCUGACGUUUUGGCAAUCUUUGCUCUCGGAUUCGGCGCAAAUGACGAAGAAGAGGAAGAUUAGAAACCAAAAUUGCAGUAUUCACUUCAGAGAUGCCACAUGGGGGGAUUGGAACCACAGCGACUGUAAAGGAUUCAAGGCAUGGGCUUCACAAAGUUGCCAACAACAACAACGAAACUAAACAUACUGACACACAGCCAUGACGACUCAAAGCAGCUUGAAAUUAUACAAAAGCAGCCAUCACAAAGGUGAUUCAGAGAUUAUCUAUGGGAGGGAAACCGCCUUGUCAUAAGGAAAUAUUUCCAACAAACUCCUCACAUAGUUGAUUACUGCGUACAAAACAGCGUAGACAACGUUUAGUUUAGGAGACCAAAUGGUGUAACUGUAACUCAUGAGCCACACAUGGGCGACCUGUUAGAGACAAGUUGGACUUAUUUCCUACAAAAGCCUGAAAGGAUGGAAUUUCAACGGGGAUAUAAAGAAAUAACGACUGUUAACAUCUUUACACGGGUCAUGGUUGAAACUAAAGUUUACAGGACUGUGAAAUAUGACCAGAAACUGACCUGACCACCUCUGCUAGCUUCCGAUGCUCUGCUUAUACUCGCUUGAUCUCUGUGCAUGAGUAGUAGGUAGGUGGGCUACAAAGUCGGCAUUUCAAAAACUUUGUCAUUAUUCAUGUUGAGAUUCUAUAUUAAUAUCGGAGGAUAGGAGGGUGGCCAUGAAGAGAAGGCAAGUGAGACAUUACGUGCGAAGGUUGUGUAGAGAUGUAGCUUUUUAAGCAGAAGGAGAACGAUUUGUAAACAUGAGACAAUGAGAAAUAACAACAAGGCGGAUUUCCUCCUGUAUAGUUUCUUGGCAUUACAUCAACACAGAAUGCUUGCUGAUAUUAUAAUACCUAUGACAAAGAAAGUAGUCAGUGCUUUUAAUAGACUCCACACAAGUGCAAGACAAAUUUCUAUGCUGUAGAGCAAAUUUAGCGACUCUUGCUGCAAAGAAACCGCUGAUGUAGAGUGUCAGGUAAAAGAAUCUCUGAAUCAUAAUAGGACAGGGACUCACUGUUAAAGAAACUCUUCCAAAGUGAGAGAACUUUCAGGUGCAGCUGCUUUCAAGUGUGGUGCUGGUUACGUAAAUACCAACAACAUUAAGAGAAAAAGUCAACUAGACUUCACUGCCUUAUAAAAUGUAUGCUCAUUUUCCUUGGCGAGUCCUGUUAGUCCUGCGGUAUCUGGCACGAGUGGAUUUCUUUUGUUGUGCCUUUUUCAAGUAGCAUGCUAGAACUCCUACCCUAAGACUUGGGGGAGCAAGUGACAAAUAAAUGAAUACCUGUGUAAUAAAUAAAAGGAAUUGUGAUUAUGGCAAUUAGUAGCUUUUCUGCGUACUGGAGUCAAUCAAAUGUUGUAGCUCUGUAGUAAUGUUUAUCAUUAGACGAUAGAAGUAACAAAAUAACUAACGUUUUCAUUGAGACUCGAAACUAACGAUUAGCUUGCACAGUGCCGUUCGGUUAUAUUUGCAAGGUGAUAGCCUCUACCUGCCUGUCAUAUCUAAUGUAGAUUCGCUGCUCGCUGCAUUGCCAAUUUGGGCUACCUACCUGGCAAGUAUAGCAGGGGGUACUGCAAGCUAGAAUUCCUAUCAUUGACAGUACUAUAAUUCAUCUUCACUGCAAUGGGUCCAGAUCGCAAUGAAUGAAAGGAUAUAAUAAUACCAAGAAUAACAAUCUAUUGCAAACGACAUUCAAAGAAUGUUCCAAUUUACUCAGAUCUCUAUGUGCAGUGUCUCGGUGAAAAUAAACGUGUCGUACUGGAUAACAACA
Molecule: messenger RNA, 4353 nt
Organism: Branchiostoma belcheri (Belcher's lancelet)
Lineage: Eukaryota; Metazoa; Chordata; Leptocardii; Amphioxiformes; Branchiostomatidae
Product: non-neuronal cytoplasmic intermediate filament protein
Exons: 21
Coding region: 231-2606 (791 amino acids)
Source: RefSeq, a predicted model, not a curated record